Molecule: messenger RNA, 2361 nt
Organism: Cucurbita maxima (winter squash)
Lineage: Eukaryota; Viridiplantae; Streptophyta; Magnoliopsida; Cucurbitales; Cucurbitaceae
Product: probable E3 ubiquitin-protein ligase RZFP34
Exons: 11
Coding region: 1239-2120 (293 amino acids)
Biological process (GO): protein ubiquitination; ubiquitin-dependent protein catabolic process
Cellular component (GO): nucleus
Molecular function (GO): ubiquitin protein ligase activity; zinc ion binding
Source: RefSeq, a predicted model, not a curated record
UUAAGAAAGUUUUCUGUAGUUCUUGUUUUUUGAUCUUCUUUUUGUGGUACGGUUGGAUCGUAGUUUGAUUAUGUUGUGUUUUGUUAGGCAAUAUGAUUUGCAUGUGCCUUUGGAUUGAUUUUUUUUGUUUAGAUGCUUUGAUGAUUUUGGUUCAAAAUGAUUUGGGAUCCUAUAUCUUCUGAUUUAGUUCAACUUAUUGUGAGUGGUUCCAUUGUGUUCUCGUUUCAUCUGCAACUACAAUCGUGGAGGUAUAUGGUCCCAAAUUUUUUAUGAUUUUUUUUUCAUUCCCUUUCUAUUAAAGAAGUAGAAAUUCUCGUUGCAUGUUUUUUUUCGAUGCGUAUGAGACCAUUAGGUUAUUUGCAGUUAUUGGGUCUGAGAAAUGUUCGUUCCAUAGGCUUAUCUUAGGUUUCUUUUGUAAUGCUAGAUAUUGCUUUAGUUGUUUGGUUAAGUGGCGUUUCGAUUUGAUUAUAGACCGUGAUCCAGUGAAGUUUUUAAAUCUCUCUGAUACAUUUUGGUUGCAUUGAAAUGCUCGUAGAUUAGGGUUUUGUUUUUAGAAAUUAGGAGUUAGAUGUCUGUUGAAGUUCCCCUUGCCUUCUGCAGUAUUGAAGGCUUUGAACUCUAUUAAUGAAUGUUAUCUAUUUGUCUUCCAUUUUAAGUGUCAUUUUUAAGACGCCCAUCUAGAUGCUUCUGGGUGGUGUUGGAUGUUGGAUUCUUGUCGGCAGCCUUGUCGGCAGCCCUUACUAAAUCUUGAUGUUGGAGUAUGGGCAGAAUCUUUGGAGUUCUUUGCUUCUUCAACAUGUUUCAGAUGAAAUCUUCUGGUUAUUCCCAGACCCUCAGUGACCAUUAGAGUUCUAGGUGCUCACUGAUAGCAACAUCGUGAGAGCUGUGCAUGUAGUCUUCAACAGAUCAAGUGAUCAUGAUGUGCAAUUGGUCACUAUUCAAAGCUGGAGGCUCUGGAGUUCCCCCAGUGCUGCGUUGUAGUGUUAUUAUAUAUGGGUCUCUUAUAACCCUUCUUUUUUGGAUGAACUGAAUUCCUCUCAUGGAGUUAUGAUGAUUGGAGCUGUACAACAUUUAUUGGAUUCUUUGUUGCUGAUGUGCUGUGGUCUGCUGCAAGAAACCAACAAUGUCAUGGCCUGUUUGACGGGUGUUUAACAUGCCUUUUCUGCCUUUAGAACCAUUGCUAAAGCCCUUCCUACAUGCAGGUGCUCUAAGUUACUAUCCAGAUUCAACCAUUGUCCAUGGCAGAGGUCGUAACUUACUCCCAGGAGUUGUUGGAGAGGGGAUCUAUGCAAUAUGGAUGUGCACACUAUAGGCGACGGUGCCGCAUCCGAGCUCCUUGUUGUAAUGAAAUCUUUGAUUGCCGCCAUUGCCACAAUGAAAUAAAGAAUAGUAUUUAUGUUGAUCAGAAGGAAAGACACGAGAUCCCACGCCAUGAAGUCGACCAGGUUAUAUGCUCACUCUGUGGAGCUGAACAGGAGGUUCGCCAAGAAUGUAUGAACUGUGGUGUGUGUUUUGGGAAAUAUUUCUGUGAGACUUGCAAGCUGUUUGAUGAUGAUACAUCUAAGAAGCAGUAUCACUGUAAUGGGUGUGGAAUUUGUAGGUAUGAUAUCCUAAUCCGUAUCCCUUCUCGAAGAUUAGGGCUCUGUUCCCACGCUUACUCGAUGGCUUUUGAACGUUUUGACAGAAUUGGGGGGCGGGAGAACUUCUUCCACUGCCAUAAGUGUGGUUGCUGCUAUUCAGCUAUUUUAAAAAAUAGCCAUCCCUGCAUCGAAGGAGCAAUGCACCAUGACUGUCCUGUUUGCUUUGAGUAUCUGUUUGAUUCGACAAACGACGUAUCGGUGAUGCCGUGUGGACACACCAUCCAUCAAAGUUGCUUGAAUGCGAUGAGAGAUCACUUUCAAUUUGCUUGUCCUCUCUGCUCCAAGUCCGUUUGUGAUAUGUCCAAGGUGUGGGAAAAAUUUGACAUGGAAAUUGCAGCUACCCCAGUUCCAGAGCCAUACCAAAAUAAACUGGUUUGGAUUCUUUGCAACGAUUGCGGGAAAACGUCGAAGGUGCAGUAUCAUGUUGUGGCUCAAAAAUGCUUGAACUGCAGGUCCUACAACACCAGACUGAUCGGCUAAGGAUGUGGAUAUGAAGGCCACAUUCCCAUCGUCCUGCAACUCUGAAAUGCUUCAAACCACUCGACGACAAUGACGACGACAACGACGUUCUGCAGCCUCCUCGUUUGUUUCUCUUCUUUAUUUGGUUGAUUUCUUGUAGUCUACCCCUCUGCCUUCUCCGUUCUAUUUGUUGGUGUCUAUAUUUUGCUGUAUUUGCCCCUUCGUUCGAAAUAAGAUAUCGCAAUGUAAUCAUGUUAGUGAA